Molecule: messenger RNA, 12013 nt
Organism: Alligator mississippiensis (American alligator)
Lineage: Eukaryota; Metazoa; Chordata; Crocodylia; Alligatoridae
Gene: TMEM179
Product: transmembrane protein 179
Exons: 4
Coding region: 98-796 (232 amino acids)
Source: RefSeq, a predicted model, not a curated record
CGCAGUGCGCAGCCUCUGCCCCGCUCCCCUCCCUCCUUCCCCGCCCGCCUGCGGCAGCAGCUGCAGCUCCGCGUCCCGCCGGCCCGGCCCGCGCAUCAUGGCGCUGAGCAAUUUCCUCUUCGCGCAGUGCGUCUGCUACUUCCUGGCCUUCCUCUUCAGCUUCAUCGUGGUGGUGCCGCUGGCCGAGAACGGCAACGACUUCCACGGCCGCUGCCUGCUCUUCACCGAGGGCAUGUGGCUCAGCGCCAACCUGACGGUGGAGCGGCAGCGCUUCACGGUGCAGGAGUGGGGGCCCGACUCCGCCUGCCGCUUCGGCGUCUUCACCGGGCUGCUCUCGCUGCUGCUGGCGGCCGCGCAGGCCUGGCGCACCCUCUUCUUCCUCUGCAAGGGCCACGAGGACUCUUUCUUUUAUGCUUUCCUGAAUCUGCUGAUCAGCGCCUUUGUGGUUUUUGUCAUCUUUAUUGCCAGCACUAUAGUGAGUGUUGGAUUUAACAUGUGGUGUGAUGCUAUUACCGAAAAAGGAAGCAUGCCAAAUAGCUGUGAAGAAUUACAGGAUGUUGAUCUUGAACUAAAUUUAGAAAACUCUGCCUUCUAUGACCAGUUUGCUAUUGCACAGUUUGGUUUCUGGGCUGCUUGGCUGACUUGGCUGGGAAUUACCAUCCUGGCCUUCCUGAAGGUUUAUCAUAACUACAGACAGGAGGACCUUCUAGAUAGCCUGAUCCAUGAGAAGGAGCUGUUGCUAGGAAGAUCCUCUUCACGAACCUCUUUGCAGGAUGAGAAAAGCGGCAUGAUCUAACAUGCUAAGUGCAGGUUGUAAAUUUUAAAACUCAGCAUUGCAAGUUAAAGUCAAGUAAGAGAAUUGAGUGUGUGAGAUCAUUGCCUUUCUGAACAGAAAUUUAAUCUGGAAUUGCACAGUCCUUUACUAAGAAAUCGUUAACAGACCUAUUUCUGUUAAGAUAUAGACAAUGAACUGUAUGCUGUGCCAUUGAUUGACUUACUUUGUUGCAUGUAUUGGAAUCUGUUGCUAUUGGAGAUCUUACAUGCUUUCCUUGCCCGUUGUGAGAAGGGAAUUGUACUAGCAAAAUUAUGUGGGGCCAACCUUUUUGGCAGGUGUGCCACAAAUUAGCCCUGUGCCCUCCCCGAGUGCCAUUAUAGUCCCCUUCCCUUACCCAUUUAAGCUGCUCUGCUUUCUGUUCCCUGCCCCGAGCUUCUUGCCCUGUCUGCUGCUCUGCUUUCUGCUUCCUGCCCUGUAUUUCCUGCCCACCCUGCUACUCUGCUUUCUGCCCUACCUGCCAUUGUGCUACCUGCCCCAUCCCUGAUCUGUGUACCACACGCAGAGGUUGCGUGUGCCACACGUGGCCUGCAUGGUGCAAGUUGGCCACUCCUGUUCUAGACUGCCUCUUUAGUGUUUUCUGUACCAUGGUUUUAACAGAAUUUUAGCUAGCAUUGCUCUGAUCCAAGACCAGACAGGGCCUUUGUUACCUCAUUUGCUGAAUUUGGACACAAGGCUGAUGGUUUUGUAUUCCUGCUCAUUGGAUUUGGUUUAGAGCAUGUGGAGUGGGGUUCUUAGGUAGAUUCUUCAUAUUUGCUAGUUAUGGUGAACUGCGUAAAACAGUUGCUACAGUGUCUUGAAAAUACUAUCUUAUGGAAAGAUUGUAGAAAAUAGUUAUGCUCAUGUUUUAUCCUAGACUUUGGCAUGGCUAACAUUUAUCAGUGCUUUGUAAAAUGUAUUAUUGGCAAUAGCUAAAGCUUGCAUAGUAAGAAGAUUUUCUUAAUAUACAAUAUUAAUGCUUGCUCAUUCACAUGAUCCCUGAGACUAUAUUUUAUUCCACUUGAGUAUUAGAGUUUCUUCUGCUAUUUAUCUCCUGUAAGGUAUGCACAAUUGUUAUAAGCAGCUGCAUAUUAGAGGUAUGUAUAUAUCUAUCAGCACAGUGAACAGUAAACACAGCUUGGUAAUUAUAUAGCUGGCCCAUCUGUCAGUUGGGCUCUUCUUUCUAGCUUUAGCUGAGAAUUGUAGGGCUCCUUAUUUCUACCUUGAAAAGGGAAAAAAAACCAUUAAAAAUAAAACCUACUUAGCGAAUGUCAUGAAGUUAAUUUUACUUGGAAGGUACCCAGAUGACAGGGUGAUAUCAUUGGGAGGUGAGAUGAUAGGGUGAUAGGCAAGAAAACCCAAAACUAGAUCAAGCAGUUAAGAAUAGUGAUAAAUUGGAUGAGUCCAGAAUUUUCAUGCCAGAGAAUUGAGUGCCUUGCUAACAUCCACGUAAUAAUUAUCAGGCACAAUAUGAAUCUGUAGCCCAGUUUACUAGAGAGCUUCAGCAAACACUUACCUUUAUGCACGGGAAUAGUCCCACUGAGUUUUAGCUGGACUGCUCAGUGCUUAAGUGAAGCACUGGUUUAAAUGCUCUGCUGGAUCAGAGCCUGAAGGCAUUGUAGCCAUCCAGAGUAUAUAGUUUUGUUGAAUACAUCUUGCUGAGUUUCCAAGAAUCCAAGAGCCAAAUUGUUCCCAGGCAAUGGAGAAAUCUAUUUUGGGUAAUGUGGAACUACAUUAAUUUUGCAUUUGGAGGAAUUGUCCUUGGGAAAUUGCAAAUUUCAGAGUUCUAAGUGGUUCCCGGAGUCCAGACCUAUCUACACAGAGAAAUUGUUCCUUUGCUUUGAUUCUUUCCAGAAUUGAGCACAUUUCCCUUAGAGCUUUAGUAUCAUGGUGUUCUGUAGCUGCAACUUCACAUCAGGGGAAGGUUUCAAGAAGAUGGAGUUGGAGACCAAAUAUAUUAAUGCCAGAUCGAGGCUUAAAGUGAAAGGGUCAUCCAUCAAGUCCCUUCAGCACAUUUCAUGAAUGUGAUAAUACUGUUGAUUUCUUCAGUACUAUUUGUAUGCCCAAAGUAAGAGUCAUUUUUUAGCAACUUGCUGGAUGGAGCUAGAGUUAAUAUUUUUCCUAUGGAGCUUGGGGAACAGUGAUGCCAUAAGCAGCAAGAGUCUCCCCAACAUCUCCCCCUCAAGGCACCAGACUGUCAUGCUGGAAGUGUUUCUAAGGGGUCUGAGAGGAGAAAAUGCUGCUGUGUUGUUGAGGAUCUCCUCUGUGGCUCCACCCUGUCCCCUGUCCUGCAGUUGCAGGGCCCAUUCACUCCAGUCUGUUCUCAAAAGAAGAGUGCAAUAUUUGACUCAUAAUUUAUAGGAAGCUUAAUGUUUGAUGAUAGAGUAAGCAUAGGAUUUCAAAAGAGCAUGAGAGAGGCAGGAUCCCAAAUCUGACUGAAAUUCAGUAAGGCCCCCACUUCAGGUUCUCUGAAAAUCUCAGCCUUAAUCUCUGUAAUACAAACAGGUGAGUCAACUCCCCUGUUUAUCUAAGCCAACUUGCUUUCAAAACUUUGUGAUGGCUACUUAGGUUAUGUAUGCUGCUGUGGUGAACUGGCUGUGCCCCCAGAAACAUGCUUACACACACUGUGCUGCUCUCUGUGGGCUGCCUCCUAAACUGUGAGCCUCAGCGCUGCAUCCAGGCUAAUGAGCAAUGCUGAAUGAGCCAGUUAGCGCACCUGCCAGCUAAUUAGUGGGCCUGCUGUGCUAGGUAUUCUGGGUUACACUGCUUCUGAUAUUGGAGGCAUCCCACCCACAGUGUUGUGUGUGUCAUGGUAUCCCUGCAGCUCACAGGCAUUUUACUGUGCAGAGAAAGCCUUUAUGAGCCUUGUCAGACCCUAUGCUGUAAGCAGAACAAACAUUAAUCAGCUUAGUGCUGUUCAGCUUAGUGAAGCAGUCAUGUGGUAAGGCAAAAAACCUGCUUUAAACUGCCCCUCACAUGCACAGCUGUGACUUGCCCCUAGAGGCUAGGUGAGCAGAGGCAGGACCUAGGAGCUGGGGGAGGACAGUUUUGCUGCUUCUGCUCGGCAGAGCAAGUGCUGCAGCUCCAGAGUGCCUGGCAGUUGUGGUGCCUCACUGUCCCUCAGAUUGGCUCUGCUCCCAGCUCUAGUGAGCCAGUCUGCGGGGGAGAGAGGGGAGAAGAGCACUGGCUCCCCACUGCUGCUCGUACCAGCUCUCUUUCUGGUGUGGGUAGACCAAAUCAGCUCAAGAAGGGGGUGGGGGGGAGGCACUGCUUCCCUACUGCUACUCACACUGGUGGAGAGCAGAGCCAGUGUUAAUAACAGUGGGGAGGCGGUGCACCGCCCCAUGCUUGGACUGGCUCGGAGCUGGGUGCUUGGAGCUGGUCCAAGUGGUGGUGGGAGCCAUCAUGACUACCAGGUGCUCUGGGACUGUGGUGCUCGCUCCACCAGAGGUGCCCACUGCCUCCUGGGAUGCUGGAGGACUUCAACUUGGGCAGAAAAGCUGUGGAUAGUGGCCACAAGUCAAUGAAACAAGAGUAAAAUUAGAUGGAUUAAAGAGAAUCCUGCCAUGGAGUGAUGUAACAUCAAGCCAAAUAAUGAGUGCUUUAAGCCACUUAAAAGGUGUUAAUGUGCAGCCAGUCCAGCCAGAAGCUGCCUCAAGUUACCAUGGAACAAGGCCCUAUUGCUUGAGGGUAUUAUCCUCCCUUUCUAUUGCCCUUGAGUUUCAACAUGUGGCUCAUUGAGCCAAAUAUUGAAUUUUAAGCUAGCUUGUCAGGAAAAAAAGAUGCUGAAGCUCUGCUCUGGACCCAGCAACAAAUUCACUUCUACAUUGUUCAUUUCCCUUCCUUUGACCACCUUUACAUAAUGCUUCAUACCAAGAAGACAGAGGACAGAGUUUAGAAGCCAUCAAAUUAACCAAGCUAGUCUAAAGGAAGGGGAAGUUUUCAUCCAGAUUGUCACAAAGAGUUUAGUUGUAACCUCUCUAGGACCCAGGGGGUGGGGGGCAAAUAGUUUUUUCUUUGCACUUGUGACUAAUUGCAGAUGGUGAAAAAACUCUGUGCCAGCUCAUAAUCUAAAUCUGAAGUAUCCAAGCCAAAAUAGGUCUGCUGAGGUAAGGGCCAGGACUGUAAACAUGUCCCUGUGUCAGAAUGGCAACUUGAUUUUAUGGUAUUGGUAUCACAGCAUUCUACACUCUAUUUUUAUUAUAUAAACUGCCAAUCAGUGUUGAGUGGACUUUGAUAAUAAUGCCAUAUUAUACAUCAGAUGUCUUUGAUAUUUCAGAGGCAUAUCUAAUUUGCAUUCUCCAAAAUUAUGCUGGAGACGCCAGCUGUUAGCCAGGUUAUACAGUAAAUGUAACAAGAAAUGAAGAUCUUCUCUUUUCCCUUUUGGAGUGUGGUAAGAGGUUUUUGCCAUUGCUUCUUCCCUAGAUUUCUACUGUUACUGCCCAUAACAGAUACCAGAAGUGUGUAUAUACUAGAAUAGACUAGUUAAGAAUGCGGAUUGCUUUUAUACUGCUGAUAUAGUCAUUAUAGUUAAAAUCAGACUCAAGGGCCAUAAGUAGGCCUGUGUAAAAUGGUUGAUAAUAGCAUGAUAGAGUUUAUAUGAAACUUUAUUUAUGAAAAUGCAAAUUGUCACUAUUCUGUUGCAUCCCUCCACAAUAGCAACAGUGUAUUGAUGCACAAGAAACCUACCAAAUCAGAUACAUUCCAGAUGCUGUAGCUUUCACCCUUGCUCUUUUCCUGUUCACUCUUUGGCACUAUUGAUUUUCUGUGUUGAGAAAUCCUGUCUAGAAAAAUCUGACCUAGCUCAAAAAUAGCAAAAAUAUUGUAGUUUCCUUAAAAGAGAACAAAGGGAAAAUAAUUUAGAACAGUGCACUUUUAAAAGAGCUUCAAGGCUUGUGGAUUCUUAUUCCUUAAAUAUCCAAAGAACCAGCAGUGUUUUGCUUGUGAAGUUCCCGUGGCAUCAUAGACAUGCUUUGGACAUUGAGGGGUGCAUCAUGAUUUUGAGGAUGCUACAUAUUAAUUCCUUAGAGAAAUAUGUAAGUAACAAAUGGGGAAGGCUUAUCUAAGCAUGUCUUUAUGAAACUGUUUAGUAUCAGAGAUGUUGUUUAUAUAUGUAUAUAACCUAUACAGACACGUAUAUACAUAUAAAUGUGUGCCAUGCAAAAUGGGUUGUUAGGUUAAUGCCUGUGGUUAUACUAUGAGAUGGGUGUAAAAUAUCAUUAGAUUGCAUGUCAUAUUAGUUGUUGGGUAGCCUUAAUUUUCUGUGCUGUCUUUUUUCUCACUUGAUAUCUCUAUGAGUUAUCACACAGCUUCAGUGAUAGGAACAGUUGUCUGUCUUCACUUGUACAGGGAUUUUAUGAUUUAUAAAAGAUAGUAAUAUAUAGUUAAAGGGAAUUACAAGAAGAACACACUUUACUUUGUUUGGUUGUGUUACAUCUGUUUUAGGUCAAAACGUGAGAAUCCUAUAUUCCUUUGGAACAAAGUUCCUAAUGUAAUGUAAAGUUGGUUGGUCUAGGGACAUAGGCAGACAAGGUUCUUUGGGUAAAUCUGAUAUCUUUUAUUAGAUGAACUAAAAUAGUUUGGUCUAAUAAAAGAUAUCAGAUUUACCCAAAGACCCUUAUCUAUCUAAUGUAAUGUAUUUUGACUCCUAGCUGUCUAUUGACUUUUUGAUGUAGCUGAGUAACUAAUGCUAAUACAAAAUGGAGACACAUUGGAGUCAGCUAGUUCAAAUAUUUUCUUAAAAGCCUAACCCUUCAGUUGCCAAAAAUCACUAAAACUGUCUAGCGCAAAUCAUAAGAUUUCAGCUCAAAACAAGUUGCAGGUUUUUGUAAAUAAUAGUAAAUCAUUUAUAGAGAAAAAAUAAUGUAAUUUAUUGAAGAAAGAUUUAUUUUUAAUAAGAUUGCAGAUUGGUAGCAAUUGAGAGGAGAGAACCCAUUGUAACACUUAUUCGUGUUAGCUGAUCUGACGACAGAAUCUCAAACCAGAUUUUUUCUGAUGUAAACUGUUGUAGAUUCAUUCAGGUCUGCAGACUUAUGCUGAUUUACAUCACCUGAGAAUCUGGCCCUUUCUGUUUAAAGUUAUACUGAAUCCAUUUGAAUACAUGGUCAUUUUGUUUGUCACAUGCCCUUCACAGUUAUAUGUUCAGAUGUUUGGUUACAAGGUCAGGGGCUCUUGUGCUAAUUAACUGCAAUUGAUGACUAAUCUGGACAGUCUCUAAAGACUAAUUAUGUGCAGCUUUGGCCAUCAAGACCUUUUUGAACAUACUUGUUUUCUUCCUGUGGAGACGGCUCAUUUAUAGUAUACUCCAAAACCUGCUGAAGUCAAGCAAAGGUUUUCCGCCACCUUCAGUGGGUUUCGGGUCAGGGCCUGAUCCUGUAUUUUUGUGCACUUGAAGUCCCGUUGAUGUAAGUAGGGAAAAUAGGGCUCGCAAAGAAUCCAGGUCUAGACUUUCAGUUAUAUGGAGCCUGUACUGUAUUUCAACUCUCAGAAAUUCUGGCAGCUUCACACUCCCUUAGUGUGGCUGCUAGCAGUUAGCCUCUGCUGAUUUUUGGGAUGCAAGAAAUUAAUGACCAACUGCCACCAUGCUAAAAAUUGAUUUUCUGCAUCAUCUUUAAACCCAUAUGUCCACAUAGCUGUUUUCUAAAAAGUACAAUAUAAAAGGAGAGACCUCAAAACCAGAGUGAUCUGCCAUCUAUGCAGUGCAAACCAGGGAAUGCAGAUCCUGUACUCUGUGGUGAUCUGGUGUGUAAGCAGAUGCCUUGUUUAUAAUUUACCUCCUCCCAUGCCAACAUCCCAAACUUCCUAUAUAAAUGUUACUGCUGCCUGACUGGGGUCUCCCGUGUCUUAAUAGCAGCAAGAGUUUGGCUGAUCAUAGAGAGUGGUCAAAACUGUGGUCUUUUAUGAAGGUUUGUCUUGGGAUUGUGGUGAACUUUUGUUUCUUCUUGCCCUGCGUGCAAAUACAGUUGCAUUCCUGGGAAAGUUCAUAGCUGGAUCUUGAGAGUAAAUCUGCAUCUAGGACCAAUCCAUAACGUUUGCUGAUGCAAAUGCUCUGUUUGCUCUAAUUAGCAUGAUUGCUUUUCAAGGAAAGGCUCUGGAGACUGCUGUGCCCUUUUCAUACAUGUGCUCUGGCCAAGAAGACCAGCUUAUAGACAUCCGGUUUUUACUCUUGCAGGCAGUGAGAAAAUGUUCCUGUAACUAACCAGGUUGGGAAUCUGGUAUUAAAAUUAUUUCUGUCCAUGAUUUUCUACAUUUCUUUCCUAUUCUUUCUUUGCUAGAAAGAAAGAGCCUUUCUUACAUUGUCUUUUAGUCUUGACAGACAUGGGUUUGGGUAUAUCUCAAACAUUUGCAUUUUUCUUAAAGUGACCAGAUCAUAAUCAAUUGUUGUUCUUCCUAACACUGUGUUUCUAGCUGAGAAGGAUCAGGCAGCUUUUUAACUCUUUCAAAAACCUUUGUCAUGGUGUCUGAGAUGUUAAAUAACAUAUCCACAUAAUUUAUUACACAAAGUAUUUCAUCCAGCUCAACCAUGGAGCUGUUUGGCAGACAAUACCUAAGGAUUUUAUUUACUUGGAGAAGUAUUUAUAGCAGUGCUUCUUCGCAGAAUUCUGUUAAGUGAAGCUUUAGUUGUAUUUGUUAAGGACAAGAAUGUAAAUGUAUAGAAGGAUUCAUGUGAAUGUAUGUACACUGAUUUCUGUACUUUUCUACCUCUCAUAGUUGUCUAAAGCAACUUGGGUUUUCCAUGAUUGAAAGCACCUAAGUGACUUAGAAGCCUAGGUCCCAUUUUCAAAGGUAACUUGAGUUUCAAAGAUGGCAAAUUGAGUUUGUUGGUUUAGUAUUUGAACAGGAAGGGUACAAACGCACCUUUGUUUUGGCCCAAGCCAAAUUUAAAAGUGUUCAGUGUUUCUUUGAAAAUGAAAGAACAUAAUGUUUUAUUCACCUGACCCAUGGGUAGAACAAUGACGUUGGAGACUUAGUUCCAGUGCCUUCCCCGGUAUGGGGGGAUUCAGACCAUAUCCAUGACCGACCAGAAAAUUGCCCUAACCACCUGGCUAUAGAGGAUCCUGAAGCUGGAUCCUCUUCUGUCCCUUUUGUUGAAGCUGUUAGACAGUGUAAAGCACUAUUUUUUCUCACCUACCACAUGCCCCCAAAUAAAGCAUGCACUUUGGUUUUGAAAGGCAGAAUGUAGAAAAAAAGACUUUUCUAGAGUCCUGGCUUAGAACGAUCUUUUUCAUGAAAGUGCUACAGGAUGGCUACCAGGUUCAUCCUGGGACAGCAAGCAAGAGGGAUGGAGUGAAGUCUUAACCCUUUCAUAGCUGUGUUCAAAUUGGCGGUCAUUUUUGACUGCUUAUUUGGCUGCUCAGCCAACAAACUGUUGCUGAUUUUGAGAGUGGCUGUGAAGGAGUUAACACUGGACUCCACCCCUCCUGCUUUGUGCCCAGUAGAGAAGCUGGAAGCCAUCUUUCAGCACAGUGUCACCAUACUUCUCUUCCUCCAUGGUUCUACUUUAGUGAAGAAAAAUUAACCUUCCCUCUUAAGACAUGUGCCCCAAUUUUGGAGGGCUGUUUUCUGGGGAGAGGCAUGCCCAGAAUGCCCUCUAUUAGGAAGAUAAGGGCAGUCUUCUGUGCUGUGCUAAAUAUGGGUUCACAAGCAGCGGAGGUAUAUUGAACUUAGGUCUCCUAUGUCCUACACGAGUGCUCUAAUCACUGGGAUGUUGGGGUGCUCCCACAACUGGCAGUUUUGUGAAUCUAGCUCCCAUUUUUCCCCUUUUUUUGGUCAGUUGAGGAAAGGAUGUGGCAAUUUGACUCACAUUUAUGAAUAGCUUUUGGAUGGCCAGAACUGUAUUUUCUGAGCAAGGUUUAUUAUUCAUUAAAUAUUUUUGCCUACCUCUGCUUCUCUGACCCUUAGGGUCUUUUGAAAAUGUUAUCUCUGUCCUUGUUUCACUUUCGUAUAAGUCCACUGAAGUCAUGGGUAGAAAAAUCUCAUGCACAGAAGCUACCACUGGCAUUUCUUCAGUGAUACCAAUUAAGUUAGGUUAGUGGACUAUUAGACCCACAGAUUUUUAAGGCAAAAGGAAUCUCUCUCAAUUGUCUGUCAUGAUCUUUUCUGUAAUACCGUCUCUAGAACUUCACCCAGUAAUUCCUGCCAUGGAAGAAAUUAUUUUUCCCUAUCAUGUAUGUGAACAUGAACAAGUCCAAUAAUUUGUGGUUGAAAUGGGGUAUAUCUUUUACUAGACAUCAGGUCUUGAUUUAAAGAGUCCAAGUGAUGGCAUAUUAACCAUUUCCCUUGUUAAGUUUUUACAGUGGUUUUAACCCUUACUGUUAAAAAGUGUUAAAUGUUGACUUCAAUGAUACAUGAUCAUAUCCCCAAAGCCAAGAAUCACUCUUCUUGUUAUAUCAAGAUCAUAAUUUAACAAAAUCCUUUUGCAAAUGACUUCAAACAGCUCCUGCUGUGCAGUAUCUGUGUAAAAAUGACUUCAGUAGAGUUCACAACCACUGCAGAAGCAUGGCAUUGCACAAUCAACCCAUUGAAGGAGGGUAGGAAAUCCAGAAGGUUUGGGGUAUUGAUUCUGAAGGUACCUUGAGGAUGUUAAGAAGCAGUGAAGAUUUGCCCCCAGCAUGCUUUUACUCGUCUUAUUCAAAUAAUAUAUGAACCAAGCGAAUGCUUUGUUUCCCAGCCCAAACUGUGCGAUAUAGAAAUCAAUAGAUUGUGAUCUACUGCACUGUGAUAAAAGGUUUCUGCAGGCUUAUUUAAAAAAAUGAUAGCACUGACAUCUCCUUCCCCUGGCUCAUUUCAUCUUUAAAAACAUUCCCGCAAACCUUACAGCGGGUUUUAUUGACAUUGAGCUGAUUAAGCCUUAUUUCUUGUAUCUCUUUCUAUUUGAGACAGGACCUGGUAAGGGGCACUAGAGAGUGCAGCAUCCACUAAGUCAGAAGAAAAACUAAUAGCAAAGAAAAUUGUUAGCCUGUUUCACAUGAGGAAUCUGAACAUUCAGAUGAAGUUUCCAAUUCUCUGUAGAUAAACUGGCAUUCACUUCAGGCUUAGCUUUGUCCUUGUGGUCACUGCAGAUCCAAAUCCAAUAGCUUUACAUAUCGAAGGGUGAAUGAACCUUUUGGAAGAGUGCACUCAUCUGCACAUAGCUUUGAUAAUUCAUUAGCAGGUACGCUGAGCAUGGACAUAGUAAAACUCAUGGAAAUAGCACUUUUUUGAGUGAACAAACUGAAAUCUUUCUCACUGAUAGUCUCUGAAAGCUCUGCCUUUAACUUUGGCAAUUCAGUAUACUAAGAAAUAAUGCCUGGCUGGCCCCUCAACAUCAUAUAGCUGUUGAUUUAUGGAGUAAAACAGCAAGUUGUGCCAAAUCACUGUAAAUUUGCCAUUAUGAACAAAUAAAACAUUAACAAACUGAUUGUAGACUUAAAGGAUCAGUCUUUAGUGUGAUACUGCCUGCAAAGAUUUAAACUGUAUUUUUAUUGCUUAUGUCCAAUGCAGAGCCUGAAUGAAUUUGAGCCUCUUCUAAAUAUAUUGUCUUGUGAUUUAUACAGUUGUGAGCUAUGGCCUUUUUCUUGUAUCAAUUUAGAAAGAAAACCCCUUUGAAAAUGUACAUUAACGUUAUUUAAUCGUGCUAAAGCUGUCCUGCUAAAUUGAUGAUUUGGGACAAAAUAUUACCAUUUUUAUCUCUAAAAGCAAAAGAGGGUCAGAUCCUUUGCUGGUGUUUAUGGAUUAGCUCCUCUUUCCUUGGAGCUAUACCAUUUUAUACCAGUUGAUGAUAUAUCCCCCAAAUUUCUAAAUAUUAGCAUUCAUGCUUUGUAUUAUCUGUUGUGAUAUUUAAUACCUGCUGAUCUGGGAGAGAGAUUGCAUGCACUUCACAGAACCACCAAGUCUGAAUAAGCUUUAUUGUUGUUGAUUUAUACAGUCUUGAAAGGAAGUCAUUUUCUUACAUGUGGAAGAUCAUGGUUACUCUUGUUUAAAUAUAAUGCUUUGUAAACAAUUGGUAAAAUGAUUAUAAUAGGCCUGAUUCUUCUCCUAGUAAAACCAGUAGCAAAACUGGCACUGGUUGUGAGGGGAGCAGAAUUGGGCUCAGUAUAAGUAAAAUAUUCUAGUAUAAUUGAUAUUGAAUUAAUGUGUUUUCUAUUGAAUGCUUUAUGCUGGAAAGUGCAUUGGGCUUUUAUGAUUUAGUUCUAUAUACAAAUAAAUUCUUUGAAAAAUCAA